Molecule: messenger RNA, 919 nt
Organism: Psylliodes chrysocephalus
Lineage: Eukaryota; Metazoa; Arthropoda; Insecta; Coleoptera; Chrysomelidae
Source: the annotation of a GenBank genome assembly
AAUGACGUCACGCUCAAACGCUUAAACAUGUGGUUUAAAGCGGUCUUGGAGUAGGAUUUGAAGCGUUUUUAUACUGACAGAAAUGAGAAAGAAGAUUCUUAUAACCUAAAACUUUUAAUUAUUUGUUUAUUGUUUAUAAUCUGAUUAUAUUUUAACAAUUAUGGAUAACAAUAUGGAAAUGAUGAGUUUAGAACUUGCAGAAGGUAUUACAGUUAACGUCGACCAAGAAACAGGAGGACAAUUGCUAGAAGAUCCAACAUUUGCAGCAUCUUAUUUAAGAAUGGUAAGACAGGCACUCGAAAGUGAACAAGAACAAAAUGAAAAUAUCACUGAAUCUGCGGAAAACAAGAGCUCAUAUUUUAAAUAUAAAGAUAAACAAAGAAGAACUGGUGAAGGUAAAAUAGAUAAGCCUCCUUAUUAUGAUGAACUUGAGAAUAUCUUGGGAGAUCGACACAAUGCACAACCACUACUUGUGAUUGAUUCAACAGUGGCGUCUACCAAAACUGAUUUUUCUAAGGAAAGUUCUUCUGAACUCAACUUACUAAAUUACAUUCCUAGUACUUCUCAAUGCAAAACAAAACCAACAACCCAUACUGGCAUGAUCUCAAACAGUGAAGAUGAUGAAGUAGGAUCAUUUAGCUAUACAGUUAGCUCUCCUAGCACUUCAAAAUUAGGAAUAAACCGAUUUGCACAUAAUAAAGUAACUGUAAAACCCCCUACACCUCGAAACAAAGCAUUAGAUGAACUGGUGCAAAUACAGAGAGAGAAUCAGAAGGAAAGACAGAAUGAAUUCAAAGCUAUGACGGAGUUAUUUAAUAAUGAAAGUACUAAUAGGCACCAGGAAAUGAUGGCGUUGUUGUCAAAUAUUAAAAAUAAAAACCCGAAAAGAAAAAGAGAUGACUCUGAUAGCUCGGACUAG